Molecule: messenger RNA, 1439 nt
Organism: Triplophysa dalaica
Lineage: Eukaryota; Metazoa; Chordata; Actinopteri; Cypriniformes; Nemacheilidae
Gene: slc25a32b
Product: solute carrier family 25 member 32b
Exons: 8
Coding region: 176-1111 (311 amino acids)
Biological process (GO): nucleotide transport; folate import into mitochondrion
Cellular component (GO): mitochondrion
Molecular function (GO): folic acid transmembrane transporter activity; FAD transmembrane transporter activity
Source: RefSeq, a predicted model, not a curated record
UCGUCACUCGCCGUACACUCUUAUUUUGAAAGUGCAAUGUCACGCAUGCGCAGUUUAUGUUGUGUGAAGCUCCAUGCAGUUGCAGCAUGUUUCCGAGUCUUCGUUCCUGUCACUGUACAUGAUUUGACAUUUACUGUGAUCCCGUGUGUUGACAAGCAGUAAGACAGCAGCAGUCAUGAACCCCAGUCCCACCCCGGGCUCUCCUGCACCCCAGACUCUCACCGGCAGCCUGCAGAGACUCUUCAGUCAUGUGAAAAUUGAGAAUUUAGUGGCUGGACUCAGUGGAGGGGUUGUGUCCACACUGGUGCUACAUCCCCUGGAUCUGGUCAAAAUCAGGUUCGCAGUAAGUGAUGGGCUAGAAUUGAGACCUAAAUACAGUGGGAUUCUAAACUGUCUGAGGAGCGUCUGGCACCAGGAGGGUCUGCGAGGACUUUACCAAGGCGUAACUCCCAAUAUCUGGGGUGCUGGAGCCUCAUGGGGGCUUUAUUUUUUCUUCUACAAUGCAAUAAAAGCAUACAAUAAAGAGGGCAGAAAGACGGAGCUGAGCAUGGGAGAACAUCUGAUGUCGGCCGCUACAGCAGGGGCCAUGACGCUUUUUCUGACCAACCCGAUCUGGGUGACCAAAACUCGCCUCGUCCUGCAAUAUAACACAGAUCAGAAGCAAUACAAAGGAAUGAUGGACGCUCUUGUAAAAAUCUACACCCAUGAAGGCAUCGCUGGACUCUAUCGGGGCUUCGUCCCGGGUUUGUUUGGAACCUCCCAUGGUGCACUGCAGUUCAUGGCAUAUGAAGAACUGAAGCGAGAUUACAACAAAUACAGAAAGAUGCAAUCAGAUGCUAAACUGAACCCAUUAGAAUAUAUUACUAUGGCGGCUUUGUCUAAAGUAUUUGCCGUGGCUACGACGUACCCCUAUCAGGUCGUCCGGGCCCGUCUGCAAGAUCAGCACAAUAAAUAUGACGGAGUAUUAGAUGUUAUUGGGAGAACAUGGAGAAACGAGGGCCUCUCAGGGUUCUAUAAAGGGAUGGUUCCCAACCUGAUCCGAGUCACACCAGCCUGCUGCAUAACCUUUGUGGUCUAUGAGAACGUUUCCCGCUACCUUUUGGAUCAGUGAGAAUGGACGCAAAUGCACAUAGGGACCGGAGCUGGGACGGAUCGUCCUGUUGGAGGCUGCGUCGACAGAAAGAAGUGAAAUCGAGCGGGUCAUCUCCUGGAACAGUAGUGACGCCAGAGAGUCUUGUCGAACAGAAGUCACUACUCCUGAAACUGGUUCUUUAAAAGUAAACCCUUCAGAAGAGGUGACAUCACAAAUGAAUACUGAUGUCACAAUACAGUACAAGUGAUGGAAGGAUGUAAUGUGACUCUAUACUGUACAUUUAUAUGUGGCUGUAAGUUACACUGAAAAAGGUAAUUUGUUUUAUUUAAUAAAAAAGAAAAAACGA